Lichtheimia ornata is the source of this 822-nucleotide messenger RNA. RefSeq lists its product as uncharacterized. The transcript is spliced from 7 exons. Lineage: Eukaryota; Fungi; Mucoromycota; Mucoromycetes; Mucorales; Lichtheimiaceae. The coding region runs from base 1 to 822 and encodes 273 amino acids. The record is from RefSeq and is a predicted model, not a curated record. Gene Ontology annotation, molecular function: RNA binding.
AUGGUCACUUGGAACGAAAUAACUAUUCCCGAGACCCCUUCUCCCAACUUUGUCAUUGUCAAGAACAUUUCAUUGCAAUCGUCGGAAAAGACAGUCAAGGAAUUCUUUUUGUUCUGUGGCAAAAUCAAGGACUUUGAGUUGAAGACAGAUGAUGAUGGCACCCAUCAAAUCGCCCUGAUCAACUUUGAACGAGAAUCAGCUGCAAAGACUGCCGUACUUCUUAGCAAUGCAUUGAUCGAUGAUUCACACAUUGCAGCUACACCCUACUUUGAAACUGCUAGCAGCAAUGAUGAAACGACGGGCGAGACUGAAACAGCCACGAGUCAGGAGACCAAGGCUAAAUCUCGGAUUGCAGCCGAGAUCUUGGCCAAUGGUUAUUUGCUUCAGGAUCACAUUGUGGCCAAAGGCUUGGAAUACGACAACAAGUAUAGCUUGACAUCUCGUUUCAAUUCAUAUCUCUCCACCUUGCAGAACAAUGUCAAGUCAUUUGAUGACAAGUAUCGCAUUUGGGAUAAGGCCAUGGAGUACAAUGAAAAGUACAAGAUCCAAGAAAAGGUUACCAAUGUAGCCCAAGUCGCUCAAUCCAAGGCCGAAGCUGCUUUACAAACACCCACUGGACAAAAAGUCAAUGUGCUCGCUCACCAGACCUUGGCUCAAAUUGCCGCUGUUCAUUAUGAAGCUAAGCGAAUUCGGAGUGAAAAAUUGGUAACCCAGAUGAAUCGCAAUGGCACUGCUGCUCCAGCUGAACCCGCUACCACGACAACCACCGCUCCCACAAGCACCACGAGCGUUGAGCCUGCUACGGUUGAGCCUGCUGCCUAA